AUGUGUAGUGAUCAGUUGCCGCUUUCACUGUGGUGCUGUGCUCCAGCAGAGCCUACAAUCUCAUGUGUAGUGAUCAGUUGCCGCUUUCACUGUGGUGCUGUCUUUCAUAUGUGCAAAGAGGAUGAUCAUAAACUCCUGUGUCCUCUGGAAGAGGUCUCAUGCCUUAACUCUAUUUAUGGUUGCCCUUUUACAAUGGCCCGUUUUAAGGUGGCAAAACAUCUCCAAGUUUGCCCUGCCAGCAUAGUUUCCUGUUCUAUGGAAUGGAACCGUUGGCCGUGCGCAGAUUCUGAAGCCAUUCUGCAUGAGAAUAUUAUGAAGCAACAGUCGAAGGAAGAGUGCCUGGAUGUGGCGAUAGCUCUGAGAGAUCAGGCAGUUCUCUUUAAAGCACUCAAAAUGGCCGAGCUCUUCCCAGAAUGCAGAGAGACUUGUACCCAGGAAGAAACAACAACUGAUCUUGACUAUUUUGAAGAAAUAGCUAUUGGAGGAAGAGCUGAGCAGACCACAGCAAAUGAAGAUGAGGCAGCUGUGCUUACCCAGCAGGAUCGUGAGAAUCUGGCAAAAGAUAAAGAAGGGAUGGAUUUGAUUGGUUACAAAUCCUGGGAAAAUAUGUUUAGUAAAGAAUUUAGGGCUUGCCAAGUAGCAGACCUGUCGACUGACCAUACAAAAAAUGCAUCUGAAAGCGGAUCUCUGCAUAGAGAAUGUGCUUCUGGUAGCCCUGUGGAAGAAACUAGCAGUACAGGAGGCACUGAAGAAACCGAAACCCCUCAAAUCAAUUUAGCAGCUGAAAAAACAGGCUUGGCUCCUUGGCAAGAUGGAGUACUGGAGAGGCUGAGAAAAGAGGUUCCUGUUGGGGAGUAUAACAUGUACUUGGUGCACCAUGGAAGGAUGCUCAUUCAUUUUGGUCAGAUAGCUGCUUGCACCCCCAGAGAAAAAGACUUUGUAUAUGGAAACCUGGAAGUUCAGGAACUGAAGACUGAGACCACCUUCAGACCACCACUUAGUUAUUGUGGCAAAAGAGCAAAGCUUGGGGAUCCUGUGGCACAAAAAAAGCCAAGUAAGAGCAUAUCCCUGGAUACUUCAGAGUUGGACAUAGAUCUUGAAGAACUUCCCAAAUCAAAUGAAAUAAAAACUACACUGUUGUGUGCCCUUGAGAAGGAACUAAAAGGCCAUGAGAUAUCUAAAAUGAAGUCUAUUGAUGCCUUAUAUGUGGAUAUUGGGACUCAAACAUACAACUUUGCUGCCCAACCUUUCUCUUCAAGAGCUGUUCUAGCAGAUAUUUUAGAUACAAAAGACCCGCUGGAUCUCCAUUUACAGCUUCACAGUGAGAGUGUAACCCAAAGGUACAACAAAAGCAGCUCUGCAUUUACAUUCUCUUGCAACCACUUUUUUAGGAGAGAUGAGUUCUCUUCACAUUUCAAGAAUGUUCAUGCUGAUAUCGAGUCCUGCCUAAAUGGGUGGUUCCAGCGUCGCUGUCCACUUGCCUAUCUGGGGUGCACUUUUGUUCAAUAUCCUUGGCACCCUUCUGGGCAAAAGGCAAGUGUUAUCUACAACCCACACCUUAUGACAUUUGCUGUCAAGCCAGAGAUUGAUCCUAUGCUCUCAGAAGCAAAGAAAAGCAACUUUAUCAGAAAUAAACAAAGGAAAGAAAGGAUUGUUCUAACCAGUCUUCCCUUGGAGAUUCUGAAGUAUAUUGCUGGAUUUUUGGAUAGUGUUAGCUUGUCCCAGCUGGCCCAGGUAUCAGUACAGAUGAGGGACAUCUGUGCUACUCUGCUGCAUGAGAGAGGAAUGGUUUUUCUGCUAUGGAAAAAGAAGAGAUAUUCUCAUGGAAGCACAUCUUGGAGAGUCUGCGGAAAGGCAAGUGCUGGGGGUACUGAAAAGGGCAGAAGAAUUAGCCAAAUAGGAGGAUUGAUCGAUAUUUACAUUGGGUUCUAAGUUAAUAGAUAUUUUUAGCAUUACAAAGUAAUUUUAAUUGAGCAUGCACAUACUGUAGUUUAAACAAUCCUGUGACAAGCAGAAUUGCACAAUCAUAGGAUUUGACCUAAACAUUUCAAAUCAAGGGUCUCAGGAUCACCAAAUGACAGAUUUCAGAAUGAUUGGCAAGAAUCAUAGGCAGCUGACUUUCUCUGAUUUUCAUGCUUUUGUGUUUUUACUCCAUAACUGAUGAAUUUUGCAAGCCAAGUACUAGCACAGUCAGGUUCUGCCCACAACUCAUGAGGUGAUCCUCUCUAUGUAACACUAGACUCCAAGCUCCAUUUUCUGUCUCAGUGACAAAUAGAUAUAUAUUGCUUAACUGUGGUACAGUAGGCUAGUAACAAUUAAAUGUAAGUGAACUACACUAAGAAAGGAAAUAAAUAUGAUAGGGCACUCAGACCAAAUAUAUAAUGGCUAGAUAAAUGAACUUAACCCAAUCUAAGAGCCUUGGCUUAUUAGCUGUAUACAGUCAUAUUCUGAUGAACAGCUUGGCAACUUGAAUGUUAGCCCCCAUCCUCAUGAUUCAGGCUUAAUUUCUUCUCCAAGCAGACUUAUCCCACUGUUUUCCAUAGCACAAAACCCAGAGUAGAGUGAAAGAAGUCAGGAUAAUGCACAAUUAUGUCAGCAGUUCUUUCAAUCAGCACAGCAAGGGUUGGAGUCCAUUAGAGAUCAUGAGUAAAGAAAGGCUCUAAAUGAAACAUGUGUUUUCUAUUCCUGAGAAAGGUAAUCAAGAAAAUAGUGGCCACAGAACUCCAUAUGAAUCUGGACAGGCUUCUGUUCAGAAUAUGAUACUGACGGUGUUUGGUGGAUGACCUAUACUGGAUAGGUGGAUAGGGUGU
This is a messenger RNA of Python bivittatus (Burmese python), 2810 nucleotides long. NCBI's taxonomy places the organism in Eukaryota, Metazoa, Chordata, Lepidosauria, Squamata, Pythonidae. The record is from RefSeq and is a predicted model, not a curated record.